Messenger RNA from Linum trigynum, 4686 nucleotides. Lineage: Eukaryota; Viridiplantae; Streptophyta; Magnoliopsida; Malpighiales; Linaceae. The record is from the annotation of a GenBank genome assembly.
CUACUAUUACAUAACUACUACAUACAAAUCACUACUAACACAUACUAUAAUACAGAUAAAAAAACCUAAAAAGCAAAGGUCAUUGCCGCUAUCUCAGCAACUUUGCCCGCUCCACCACGUCAUACCCCGCCGUGCCGAACAACUUCCUCUUUCCCAACUUCCACUGCGCCCUUUCGUCUUUCCACGACGAACCUCAACUGGCCUCACCAAGCCGUCCCAUUACUCCAUUGCAGUCACAAUGCGGCAGAGACACGCGUCUCAAUGAAUCUCGUCUCUCCCGUCACAAGAAGCAUGCUCCUGACCUCGUCGUUCAUAUUUGUUCGAUGUGGAAGCCAGAUCCAGAAUGAAACUCUCUCUAUAUCUCGAGUCUCGACGACAGUGCAUAUGAUGGAGAAAGAAACGACAACGAGUUUGUGGAGAAGCGAAAAUAGAGAGACGCAGACCGACGCACGAGCAAGGGAAGUUUUUGAGAGAGAGGUUGUGGAAGGAGUGGCGGCUGAAGGAUUAUGGUAAUGUUGGAUGGAUAUAUAUUAGGGGUUUAUAUAAGUUUUUACCAAAUUAGCCUUUAAUAAAUUUAAACCAUGAGAUUAAUUUUACAUAUAAUAGUUAUAACUUAUAAACAUGGUUAGCAUGGUGCUAACAAAUGAUGCAGUUAUAACUAUUAAUUUUACAUCUAAUAGUUAUAACUUAUAAACAUGGUUAGCAUGGUGCUAACAAAUGAUGCAGUUAGCAGCUAAACUCAUCCCGUGCCAUGACGAUUCUGACCACGGCUUCCCUACCUAGCUAAUUAGGGAUGACAAUGGGUCGGGUUGGGGCGGGUUUUGUCAAACUCAAACCCAAAACCAUGAGUUUAUCCGCCAAAAAAACCCGGGGUAAAACCCGCUGGGUUUGAAAAACUCAAACCCAAAACAAUUAAUAAAGAAUAUUAAUUGUUUAAGGAAGAUAUAUUAUUUAGAGUAUUAAAUAUACCGGAAAAGUAAUUAUAUGUGUGUGGGCGGAUACCCAUGAGGCGGGUUUACCUAAACCCAAACCCAACCCGAACCGGAGAAUAGUGUAGCGGGUUUAAACUCGAACCCGGCCCAAAAGCCGUCAAUACCAAUUUUACCCGCGUUGACCGGAUUGGGUCGGGUGGGUACCCGUGGGUUCUGGUUUUGUUGCUAUCCCUAGAGCUAACCCAUUCCUACCGCUAGAUUCUUCCCCCUAUUUUUCCACACUAUAAUCUUAAUUAUUUACCCUUUAUUUAUUUAUUUAUCAAACUCAGUACGAAGUCACGUGACCUUUUUAAUUAUGUUUAUUGAUUAAUUUCUGCGGGGGAGAAAAAAAGAACACGAAAAUGGAAUUAGAUUGCACGACAAAAUCACGUGAGCUCAUUAAAAAAGUGUCCGUUUAAACUUUAACGCAUGGCAUGGUGGCAGUGGUUCCUACCAUGAUUAAUAGAAAACAAAAAGAAAAACAUGGGAUGUUAUGGUAUGGCAUUGAGAUGUAUGUAUAUGUGAUGCGAUGGUGGCGGGGGAAGCAGGAAAAGAAGGCAAGUGGGUUACGGGAAAUGGAGAUUAGUCGCUUCUGUUUCCCGCCAACGACGCCUACGUGGAUGCCUGGUCCCACUGCUUUUUUUCCCGCCAAGUCGCCCCCUAUUUUCUAGGUCUUCAGCCACGCCACGGGCUGCCACGUGUCUGGCAUCCUAGGAAAAGUGGUGGACAGUUGUUGUUUCUCCCUUGACGGCUCAUGAAUUGGAGCCAUGAUUGAUUGAUGCCCUGCCCCUUUCUUGCUUGGAAACACAACUCCCCAAUCCUGCUCCCGUUGGGAUCUGUACGGAGGCAAAUGUGUAUAAAGUAUAAACUAUAUUACAAACAAAUGUGUGUAAAACAAGAGGUCAAUGUAGAUAACUAGUUAUUAGAUAUUGAAUGGCGGAUUUAUCGAUCCCCUUAAAAUAAAUCAUUUCAAUUUCUAGUUAGUGGACGAAAGUAUUGCCAAAUCUCGAGCGGAUGAUGGGAAUUUUUGGUGAUGUCAUGCCACCCUUUAUCUCGUGUCGGCGCUGGACAUUUAGUGUCAUCACAUUUCAUUUUGCACACUAGGGCAUCUAUGACGUAUGGUUACUUGUUGGUUGAUCGAACCAAGAUGGUCGACCAAUUUUUUUUCAUGGUCGGCGUCGCUGGUUUUCAGACACAAGUUGACAUGCAACGGCUUUAAUGCUCUCAACAAUAAACGACCGUCCCUCUCCAUUUUCCCCCUUUUAUGUUUCCAGAGACCUAACUUCCUUUUCCUUUUUUUAUUCGAAACCGGAAGCGAAAACCAUCCCCCCUACCUCAACUUCCCAUCAACAAAACUAGUAAUAUUUUGCUAAUUGCAUAUAUCCAACUCUCAAGAGCGAUAGAAGGUGGUUCACGAAGGAAGAAAAGUGAGGUUAUAAUUUAUAUAUAUCUCGUAGUUCAGCAGCUCAUAUUAUUCCUUGUAAAGUUUCCAUUUCAUAUGACGCCAAUGACUUGAUGACCCUCCAGAUUCUGUGGUGUAGACUUGCUAGAUGCUAAAUGCCGAUUUUUAUUUUGGAUUAAGGAGUUGGAGUCAACUAAAACGGUCAAACAAACAAAGAACCCUUUCCAAUUUCUUUUAUCAUUUUACAAUUUAUACUCGUCAGUAGUGGUACGUGGCUCUAGGCGCCGGUCAUGGUACGGAAACAGCUUUGAACCGCCGGUCCGGACGCAGCCGUACUUUCCGCCUCGGUCCUCCAUGCAAAUUUCCCCAUUGCUUGGCUUGCAGCUGCUGCUCCGGCAGCCGAUGCACAGCCAGUCUGUAGAAGUAUUAUUACUCGCAGAGAAACAACAGAUUUUCGAGAUACGGGAGCUUAUCAGCACUCAACAGAUUUCCACUGACAGAGAUGGGAUGCAUCAUCCACAAAAGUACAUGAUGUCAUUUACUUGUGGCUCACGCCGGAUGUUCCCCCUUUCCUUUUCCCGUUACUAACCAAACAGUCAAUGAUGGCCUUGUCAGUAGGAUGGCAACAAAACCCGAACCCACGGAUACCCACUCAACCCAACCCGGUCAACGCGGGUAAAAUCCGUGUUGACGGGUUUUGGGCCCGGUUUGGGUUUAAACCCGUUCACUAUUUACCGGGUUGGGUUGGGUUUGGGUUUAGAUAAACCCGACCCAUGGGUACCCGCUCACACCCAUAUAGUUAAUUUUCUCGGUAUAUUUAAUAUUCUAAACAAUAAUCUUAUUUAUGUUUGUGGAGACAUGUCUAAUUUUUUCUUUCAAAUUGUGUAGAAUGAAGUUGAUGUUAUCGAGUGGAAAGUGAAGAAACUUAAUUGAAAGGAAGAAGCUUUCAAUUAAUCAUGUUAUUUAUGGAUAAUUUGUGAUUUGCUUCAAUUUUCUUGAGUUUUCUAGAUUGGUGUUGAACAAUUUGUAUAGUUAAUUUGUGAUUUCUUGAAUUUUCUAGAAUGAUGUUUUAUAUGUGGAUAAUUUGUAUUGAGAGAUUGAUAUUUGACUUUAAUUUUGAUAGGAACUUGUUAUUGUAAAUUUUUUACGACCAAAACCCGUGUGUACCCAUGAACCCACAGAUACCCAACGAGUUGGGUUGGAUUUGAGUUUUUCAAACCCAGUGGGUUUUACCCCGGGUUUUUUUCACGGAUAAACCCAUGGGUUUGGGUUUGGCAAAACCCGACCCAACCCGACCCAUUGCCAUCCCUACUUGUCCGACCCGACCAUCGGUUAUUUUGUUUCCACGCCUUUUGUUUUUCUUCUUCUUCCAUCUCCUCAUUGUUAUGGUCUUAUGGACUGCCGGGCUUAUAUGGGUCUGGGCCUAGGUCUGGGCCAGGGCCAGGACUUUUCUAGCGCUGGAUCCGUUCAGCCUUGUUUAGAUUCGGCCCACUUCCAAUCUCUUCUUCUACCCGUGGUUGCCUUCUUCUAAUUUUAAACGCUGUACCAUUUCUCUUCUUCUACUCGACGGAGGGCGAACCCGAAGAAUAAAGCGAAGAUUCCACCGGCGCGGCGGCAGGCGGCCAUGUCUCUUUCUGCACUGCAGUUCGGUUUCUCCUCCUCCAUUUCCCCGGUCACAGCAACUCUCUCCUCCAGCUCCAAGAAACCCCACCUGGUCGCAGCGCAGUCGCGAAACCGCCGGCAAGUGUGGCGCCGGAGGAAAUUGACGAAGGAGGACGAUAUGAUGCGAGUGAAACUGGGGAGAGUUCCAUUCCUAGAGGAGCAAGUGAGGAAGAUAAGAGAGAACGGGAAGAUGCUGUCGUUCGACAUAGAGUGGCUGAUGAAGAAUGAAGACAACAAGUACGAGUUCGUGAACGACGUGGCGGCGGAGGCCACGGAGUACAUCGAGCGGAACAGAGACGAGUAUGGUGGGAACAAGAAGGCCAUCCUUCAUGUGCUCAGCAACCGGAUGAACGAUGCCGGGUUUUACCGGCCGGAGGCAUACGAGGUUUCUGAUCCCUUCAGGCCUGGACCCGAUUACUUGAAGGAAGAGUUCACCUGAUCAUCUCAUUGUUUCUUCCCCACUUGUGUAUGUUUGUUUGUUGUAGUAAGCCACAUUCUAAGCAGCAGCUUCACUAAUCCGGUGAUUUCCAAUCUUCUGUUCUCUGUAAUUGCUCUUAUCCAUGAAACAUUGCGACUUGGAAAUGCAAAACCAAAAAGAAACCCAAUUACAGAACAAUGGCGUAACCAAAUGAUUAAAUCUAGCAACAGAAG